UAGAUGCUUUUAUCAAUUGCAAACGAACCAAAGACAAAGGGAACAUAAUUUUACAAAAAUUCUUCCAAUUUCCAUGCAAAUAUUUGUUCCUAGGAAAAAAAAAAUUAUUUGGGCACAUCACACUUCUUCCGUUUCGGAAGUAAACGAAAUGACUUUACUACUGGAGGCCCGUUAACCGAGAGGAGAAUGAUUGCAUUUUUGGAAGGACCAAACAAAAUCAGAACAAGGACUGGAAAAAUCAAGAUGCCAGCUUGUCAUGACAGGAAAUAGCAAAAAUGAAAAUAGCUGUCCUUAUUUCUCCCAGCCUUCGAGUCCCUUCCUCUCUGUUUUCACAAAAUCAUCUCAGAAAAAAAUAUUUUAUUAAUUACUAUUACUUAGAAUCAAGCUCGCAAUCGAAACCCUUUCUCGAAAAUUGUAAUAUACAAGUUGAUGAAAUAGGAAAUACUUAUUAGAACUGUAAUAAGAAGGAUCAACAAAGAUCGUUAUUGAGGAUGGCUUGUAGAGGAUGCUUGGAGUGCUUGUUGAAGCUCUUGAACUUGUUGAUGACUCUUGUUGGUUUGGCAAUGGUUGGAUACGGGAUCUACUUGUUUGUUGAGUACAAAAAAGCUGCGGAUACAGCCAUGCUUUUGUCCUCUGUGGGCAGUGAUCAAGAUUUGGUACAGCUUGGUCGGCCCAUGCUCAUGGCUGUGUCUCUUUCGUCUGGUAUUUUUGAUAAUCUACCAAAAGCAUGGUUUAUAUAUUUAUUUAUUGGAGUAGGUGUGGUUCUCUUUGUUAUCUCUUGUUUUGGUUGUAUUGGAGCUACAACGCGGAAUUUAUGCUGCUUGACUUGUUAUUCGGUGUUGGUGAUCUUGUUGAUCUUGGUGGAGCUGGGAUGUGCAGCUUUCAUAUUCUUCGACAAAAGCUGGAAAGAUGAACUGCCUACGGAUAAAACAGGAGAUUUUGAUAUGAUAUAUGAAUUUCUGGAAGAAAACUGGAGUAUUGCCAAAUGGGUUGCUCUUGGAAUUGUUAUCUUAGAGGCUCUCAUUUUCUUGUUAGCCCUUAUGGUUAGGGCUGCCAAUAAACCUGCUGAUUAUGACAGUGAUGAUGAGUUCAUUGCACCAAGGCAACAAAUCAGACAGCCUUUGAUCAACAGGCCACCAGUUCCAGCUACAGGUGUACCUGUUGCUGGCAGCCUUGAUCAACGGCCCAGCAGAAAUGAUGCUUGGAGUACACGUAUGAGGGAAAAGUACGGGCUGGAUACAUCUGAGUUCACAUACAACCCCUCGGAGUCAAGCAGGUACCAGCAGGUUGCCCCACAACCAGCAGAAGAAAGGAGCCGUUGCACCAUUAUGUGAUGAAAUUCUGGGUUAUGUGGAAAUCUUGAUUUGGUUGGCUUAUGAAGACAAUUCCAUUGACCAUAGAAUGACAACUUCAGAUUUUUCAGAUGACAGUCUUAUUUAAUUUUUUUUGUUGAGUUUGUGGUGGACAAUACACAAUUUUCAGGAGCUUUCUGCGUUCCCUUCAUUGAUUUCUUUAGAGAACAAAUGUUUUCCAAAUGCAUAACCAUUUUGUGUGUAAAACUGGGCCGUUGCAUUUUUUCUCUUAUUUUUCUUGGCCUGUCAAAAAGUUGAAACAAUUGAUCCUUCGAAAACAAUGCCAAGUCGAGCAUUCUUGUCAGAAUCAAACCGACAAAUCACUUCUAUCCUUUGGCCUUUGAAUAAUGAAUACUUUUUCAAACCCGUGCUAUAGCGUAUCGGGGUUUCAUGCUUUCUUGUGAACCAAUGCUAGCCAGGCUCGAUUUCCUUUUUGGUUUAACCGAUGGAGCCAACAUUCCAGAUUUGAAAACGAUGAUGAUCACCGUGAUGAAGUGAGAAGUAGCGGAAGAAAGAGCCCCAAAAGAGCAGUCAACAAACGCCCCGUCAUUUUCCAUGCCCUCGAAAUUGAUUUCUUAACACACAACAAUAGUUGGUUAAAGACGGUGAGUGCAUGUCCUUUUUCACUCUUCUUUUUAUGGUGUCCCCAUCACUGCCCCAAAUCUUGAUUCAACCGUUCCUUCUCCAAUCUCCUGUGGUCCAAACCCUCUAAAACAUUUCAAAACAAAACAAAGUGAUCCCCAAAAAUGAAGCUCUCACUUUCAUCGCAUUUUAUACUCCUUGGGAAAAAGACACUGUCAAUGUGGGUUUGAUGCAGGCUUAUUUUGUGAUUGUUUAUGGGUGGGUUUUGCGUAAUACACCUUUCAUUACAAACCACCAUGACACAACAACUUCUUCUUGAUUGGUCAGUUCCAAGAACAUCUUCAACAUUCCUAAGAACAUCUUCAACAUUCCUAAAUCCUCCAAUAGCGUGAUUUUUGUUUGUCUAUUUCAAUUAAGUUGAAGGUUUU
Molecule: messenger RNA, 2362 nt
Organism: Durio zibethinus
Lineage: Eukaryota; Viridiplantae; Streptophyta; Magnoliopsida; Malvales; Malvaceae
Product: tobamovirus multiplication protein 2A-like
Cellular component (GO): membrane
Source: RefSeq, a predicted model, not a curated record